Molecule: messenger RNA, 1550 nt
Organism: Medicago truncatula (barrel medic)
Lineage: Eukaryota; Viridiplantae; Streptophyta; Magnoliopsida; Fabales; Fabaceae
Product: (S)-8-oxocitronellyl enol synthase CYC2
Exons: 2
Coding region: 125-1297 (390 amino acids)
Source: RefSeq, a predicted model, not a curated record
AUAGUACGUCUUCCUCUACCCAAAUCUAUGAGGAAUAUAAAACACCAAAUACACAUGCUAACACACACAACGAAACAAAUUCUCUGAAUCUCUGCUUUUUUCAUUUGAUCUCUGAAUCUCAACUAUGAGCUGGUGGUGGUCUGGUGCUAUUGGUGCUGCCAAGAAGAAACUAGAUGAAGACGAAGCACCAAGAAGCUUCCAGAAUGUAGCUUUAGUGGUUGGCGUAACGGGCAUCGUCGGCAACAGUUUGGCCGAAAUUCUACCUUUAGCAGACACACCAGGCGGUAGAUGGAAGGUUUACGGCGUUGCCCGCCGUCCACGACCUUCUUGGAACGCAGAUCACCCUGUGGAAUACAUCCAAUGCGACAUCACCGAUCCAAACGACGCCACCACCAAACUCUCCGUCCUCACUGACGUUACCCAUGUCUUCUACGUCUGUUGGGCCAGCCGUCCCACCGAAGCUGAAAACUGUGAAAUCAACGGCACUAUGCUCAAAAACGCCCUCACUGCAGUCAUUCCAAACGCUCCCAAUCUCCGUCAUGUGUCAAUUCAAACCGGCGGUAAGCACUAUGUAGGACCCUUUGAAUCAUUCGGCAAGAUCAAGUACCAUGAACCACCAUACACAGAGGAUAUGCCGCGUUUGGAUUAUCAUAAUUUCUAUUAUACACUUGAAGAUGUUUUGUUUGAAGAAACAGGUAAGAAAGAAGGUGUGAGUUGGUCUGUUCAUAGGCCACUUCUCAUCUUUGGAUUUUCACCUUACAGUAUGAUGAAUAUCAUUGGAACUAUUUGUGUUUACGCUGCAAUUUGUAAGCAUGAGGGUGUUCCGUUGAGAUUUCCAGGGACUAAGUUAGCUUGGGAGAAUUACUACAUGGCUUCUGAUGCAGAUUUGAUUGCUGAACAACAUAUUUGGGCUGCAGUGGAUCCUUAUGCUAAGAAUGAAGCAUUCAAUUGUAGUAAUGGUGAUGUUUUUAGGUGGAAGCAAUUGUGGAAGGUUAUCGCGGAACAAUUUGGGAUUGAGGAGUAUGGGUUCGACGAGGAAGGUCCUCGUUUGAAGUUAACGGAGUUGAUGAAGGAUAAGGGUCCUGUUUGGGAUGAGAUUGUGAAGGAGAAUGGGUUGCAGGUAACGAAGCUGGAAGAAGUUGCUGAGUGGUGGUUUGCAGAUGCUUGUUUUGGAGGGAAUGGGUUUACAGAUAGCAUGAACAAAUCGAAAGAGCACGGAUUUUUGGGAUUCAGGAACACUAAGAAUUCGCUUAUCAAUUGGAUUGAUAGGACUAGAGCUUACAAGAUUGUGCCAUGAGUGAGUGAAAUCAAAUUUGAUUCAACUUAUUAUCGUUCUACUUUCAUCAGUUAGUUUGUUUUCUUUAUUUAUCAUCUAGAAUAAGUAAGAUUCGACGGAGAAUUGUGAUUUAAUAAAAUGAGAUUGUCUAUGUCUAUCAUUUAUGUUGUGAGUUCUGUUUUUUCUGCUGUACUAAUAAUGUUGUUGUACUAGGAGAUCAACUCUGUGUUUUUAUGAAUUUUUGACUCAGCUAUCCAGUUUCAUUACAUUAGAA